Messenger RNA from Botrytis cinerea B05.10, 2521 nucleotides. RefSeq lists its product as hypothetical. The transcript has 7 exons. The record is from RefSeq and is a predicted model, not a curated record. Gene Ontology annotation, molecular function: transmembrane transporter activity. The coding region runs from base 206 to 1771 and encodes 521 amino acids. Lineage: Eukaryota; Fungi; Ascomycota; Leotiomycetes; Helotiales; Sclerotiniaceae. Gene Ontology annotation, biological process: transmembrane transport.
GGGGUUUGACCACGACUUGGCACUUGCGUACAUUAGAUCUCCUCUACGUUCUCGAUUUCUUUAACUAUUUUUGAGUCAAUAUAACAAGUACUACUUGCUCAUCACACUCAUGUAAGCUAGACUUCAUUAUCCAACAUCAAACCAAAAUUCAAGCUGGCUUGAACAAUCCCAUCUCUAUUAUUUACUCAUUCGUGGGAAUAUAAACAUGGCUUGGGGUGUGUUGGAUGAUUAUAAAUUGACGAAAGUUCCGGGAACCACUCUAUUCAACAAAAAAGGCCUCGAUCUGGCAGAUGGUGUCGAAGUUGAUCCCAAUAUCAAAAAGUCUGGCUCAAUCAUUCUCAUUCCACAACCUAGUGAUAGUAUAAAUGACCCUCUAAACUGGUCUUUAACUCGCAAGAAUGUUAUUAUUUGGAUUCUUUCGAUCGCCUCUGGGCUUACUGCGUCUCUCGGCCCUAUGGUUACUCCAGGAUUCGGCGAAGUAGCUGCUACAUAUCAUGUCAGCUUCAAUGCUGUGUCAAUUUCUUUGGUAGGGGUUCUAACGCUGGUUACCGGUACAUUCACAUUCUUCACUUCGGCUGCUGCGACAGUUUGGGGAAAACGACCUAUAUUUAUCAUAUCUAUGGUCGUCCUGCUAAUGACUUCUGUCUGGGGAUUCUAUGCCACUAGCUUCGUUUCUUUAACGGUGAUGCGGGCAGUUCAAGGUGCAGCUAGUGCUCCGGUAGAAACGCUGGUUACUUCCACAGUGUCCGAUAUCUUUUUUGUUCAUCAACGAGGGCAAAAGCUGGCAAUAUGGGGACUCGCCAUUCUUACAGGUGUACUAUUAGGUCAAGUCAUUUCAGGGGCAAUUAUCGAAACCAUGGGAUUUUCCGCGUCUUUUGGAAUCACCUCAGUUUGUUACAUAGUAAUCAUUCCUUUGAUGUACUUCUUUGUUCCAGAGACCUCAUAUCAACGGAAAAUUCUCGAGGGCACUUAUAUUUCGGAGAAAAAAUCCGCAAUGGAGAUUGAAAUCCAGGAGAUUGAGCCCAAGAAAACUUUUGUUGAAACACUUUCUCUGUACGACGGUCGUGUCUCCGACGCGGGCUUUUGGAAAAUCGCAAUCAAACCUAUUCAACUUAUCGUCUACCCCGCCGUUAUUGUCAGCACGUUUGUUUAUGCAUCAUUUCAAACAUGGCUAAUAUCCUUCUCUCUCCUAUCCGUCAAUAUUUUCUCGGCUCCACCUUACAAUCUAUCGUCAUCACAAAUCGGACUUACAAAUCUUCCCCAAUUCUUCAUGGGGAUUGCCGCAACGAUGUUGGCCGGUUGGACCGCAGAUAAGAUUGCUGCAUUCAUGUCUCGUCACAAUAACGGUGUUUAUGAACCUGAGUUCCGCUUAACUCUGAUGAUACCUGCAGUCUUUCUUUCUACAAUAGGCUUUUUCGGCUUCGGUAUCUCUGUAGGACAAGGACUACCUAUCUACUGGCCCGUAGCAUUCAUGACGAUCAAUUCCUUAGCUGUGCCCUUUGCGACUUCAGCAAGUUUCACAUAUGUGAUUGAUUGCCAUCCCAAAGAUGCAAAUCAAGCAUUUGUAACAAUCAAUUUCGUCAAGGCGAUUAUGGUAUUUGCUGCCAGCUCUUUUAUUAAUGGAUGGUUGGAGAUGGCCGGGACGAGGAGCGUUUUUACUACUAUCGGUUUCAUUAAUGCAGGUGUUUGUAUGCUGGCUGUGCCGAUUUAUGUUUACGGAAAGAGACUUCGAAGCUUGAUUGCGAGAAGUUCAUUGGCCAAGAAACUUUGAAGGAUAAAACUUAAUUCAUGAUUAUUCCUCAUACAGAAUUCUUGUUGCUCGAUUCAACAAUAUAUCACGAAAGUCAUUUAUGUCCUCCUGAUUUUCGUCUCAUCAUCCGCGAAGAUAACGACACAUUUCUUUUUCCACCCAUUUCGUCUCAAGAUAAUUCACUCUAACUUUGGCCGUCAAAGCACAUUUCUCCGAAUUGAUAAUUGCACUAAAAGUGGCCGAUGUUUGGAACUUUCAUCUAUCUGACUACUGUAUAGUGCCAAGCCACUCGAGAAGGUCUCCUUGAAGCCUGGGAUGUUACGCAUUGAAGCUCUGUGGUGACUUUAUUUUAGUGUGUGGGGAUGAUGGGACGAAAAUAUAUUUUUUGAUGGGCCCACGAGUAUUAUCAAUCUUGUUGCGCUAAACUCAAAGCCACAACCAAUGCCUUAUGACAUGAGAUUUCAAAAACUUCUGUUCCUUUGCCCGUUGCCUAGACACUCCUCUUGUUUGAUAUCGUCAAUGCGUAUGUCAAGUUGGAGAUGGGAUGGCGAGUAGUCUUUGCACUGUCUAUUAAAUCCCCAUUCUAGCUUUGAUAUGGCUCGAAACAUCUCGAGUUAGCUAGUGUAUUUAUUAAAGCCUUUCGUGAUCUCCUAUCUACCUUGAAGGAUAACUAGAAGGCAAGAAAGAAACCUCGUCGUCAUAACAUCCAUUGAUCGAUCCUGUACAUAGACAACAUAGACAACAUAGAUAAUGACUAGUUAUUCAUAUCCA